This is a messenger RNA of Moesziomyces antarcticus, 1014 nucleotides long. RefSeq lists its product as uncharacterized. The coding region runs from base 1 to 1014 and encodes 337 amino acids. The record is from RefSeq and is a predicted model, not a curated record. Lineage: Eukaryota; Fungi; Basidiomycota; Ustilaginomycetes; Ustilaginales; Ustilaginaceae. The transcript has a single exon.
AUGCGUGUCUCGACUGCGCUCCUAUCGUUAGCGGCGCUACCGGGGCUGGCACGCGCUGCCUUCCACUCCAACGACACCGCCUGCACACGCCACUACACUGUCGAGGCUGGCGACACAUGCGACAGGAUCGGUCAAAAGACGCUCACAUCCACCUACCAGAUCCUUGCGUUCAACCUGCUCAACGCCGGCGCUGACUGCUACACGCUCGAGAUCGGCUCCCAACUCUGCCUCGGCCGCUACGGAAACGACUGCCAGUUCGUUCACAGAUGCUCCAACUCCGACACGUGCGAGAGCAUCGCGAACGACUACGGCAUCUCGACGCACCGUCUGCAGGACAACAACCCCAGCCUCGACUGCAACAUUGUCUACGAGGGCCUCAUGCUCUGCGUCAGUGCCGGAAGCAUCCGCCCGCCCGCCGACCACAGCAUCAACUCGACCGAUGUCAAGGUCGCGCGCGAAGUGGCGAGACAAGCCUGGAUCGUCCAAGAGCAGCAGAAGCACAAUGCAAAACAGGCCGAGCACAAGUCCGCAUCCGCCCAUUCGGCAUCCAAGAAGAGCCCUUCGCAGUCCAAGCAGCGUGGCAAGCAGCAUCACAAGCAGGCCGAUGCCAAGCAGCAUGGCAAGCAGCAUCACGAACAAGUCGAUGCCAAGCACCGCCACCAUCAGCAUCACAAGGGCGACAAGCCAAAACAAGCGCCGGACGCGCGUCAGCACGCCGCCAAGCCAGCGCCCCACGAUUCCAAGCGCGGAGACCAGGCGCACGCUUCCGCGGCGCAAGAUGACGAACAUCACGGCACGCACGAUGGCAAGUCAACACCACGGGCCGCCUCGAUGGACGCGCUCGAAGAGAUCGCCGAAGACUUCACGGCAGCCGCUCUGGCCGGCUCGAAUCAUACCCCGCACAGCACCGAGCACCACACUCUGCCGCCACUGGAUGGCGCCACCCACUCGGCGCACAAACGCCAUCGCUCGCUCUCUUCCCGCUCUCACCACCAGAGCACACAUACCCACUGA